This is a messenger RNA of Fonsecaea monophora, 1650 nucleotides long. RefSeq names its product AdoMet-dependent rRNA methyltransferase SPB1. Lineage: Eukaryota; Fungi; Ascomycota; Eurotiomycetes; Chaetothyriales; Herpotrichiellaceae. The transcript has 6 exons. The record is from RefSeq and is a predicted model, not a curated record. The coding region runs from base 1 to 1650 and encodes 549 amino acids.
AUGCGAGCUUCCUCGUACGGCGAUCCUACCAUUGUCGUCAUUACGACCCUCCCACCACGAGUUCAUACUCUUGUCACUUCCGCCACCGCCAUGGGCCCGCUGAGCCAACAGGAGCUCACGGCAGACGAACUGCUGCUUGCUCGUGCUGAAGCCAACGGUUACCAGCGAGGAGCACACAGAGAGGCCGAUGAAGUUUCUGGCCGAGACAAGCAUGUCGCGAAGACGAAGAAGAACCAAGAUGCUACCCUCCGACGCUAUGUCCUGUGGCGUCUUAGUGCCAUGAGAAAUGAAAACGCCCAGAAAGGGCUGUCCCCUCCCGAUGAAGAGAUGGCCCGCCGUCAGUAUCUAGGGCAAAAUGUGACUGCCCCCGAUCUUGCGACCGUCAAAGACUUCAUCCGGUUCUACAUCGCUACAAGUAAGCCCCAGCUUGACAAGGAGGAAAAGAGACCGACUGCCGACUCGAUCAACAUCGCGGCGGAAUGGUUCUUCGCCGGCUUUACUCGCGUCACAGGAACCGAUACCGAUAAAGACGAACGGAGCGAAGUAUACAAUUGGGUUCGACAGACCUUGACCCGCGAAGGGAUUGUCGUGAACAAACACCGGCCGAAACACAAUUUCACCGACCGCGAUCUUAAUCGCGUCCUUCUGACCCUGUGGACGCGAGACGAUCUCAUCUUCAUCCCCGAGCGAUAUCGAGUUCAGGAUGUCACGCUUGUCUUACAGCGUGUGAGCGGUCGCAGCUGGAGACUGAUCUACAAGGUCGACCAGCGGUGGGUGAAAAAUAACCGUGAUCCCGAGAAUAUAGUCUUCGGUGCAGCGGCGAAGGACCAUGAAAGGCUCUUUUACAAUGACGCCGGUUUCCUUCUCGCCAUGGCUAUCGCUGAUAACGCCCUCUUCGGAUAUGAGUCUCUGGAGGAUGUGCGGGCGCAGGAGAUCUCGCCGGGUAAAGAUGAGCUAGUCCUUAGAUUCAAGGAUUCAGCCUUGGAACGACCGAUUCUUCGGAAGUGCACAAAAACCGGCGGUGUGACUGACGACCCCAUGCCCAAAAGUUCAUUCACCGCCAUCCUCAAGAGCACCUUGACCAAUGCCGGCUACCUCUGUGGCCCGUCGAUCCACGCGAUAUGGCGGCAACUCGGUAAAGAGGUUGACAAACGGUAUACUGCUGUACAACGCUCGCAACACCUAACGCAAGCCGACGAACGAGUCUUUGGCCAGAGUUACGUGGCCAACUGUUCCUCCGUCGAUGGCCAGGCGGCUUUCCGAAACGAAAAGAGCGACCAUCGUCAUAUCGAGUAUUUCCAAAGCAUGGAAAAGUUUCACGAGGAAGGCCUCCCUGAUAAGCUCCCCUCGCAUCUCGAUGAUGGUAUAUACCGCGAUCCAGAGCUCCGGGAGCUUGAGAAAGAGAUGCAAACACUCGUACAACCCGAGGGCGGCAGUAUUGCUCGCAGUCGGCCUAAGCAACAGUACGCCAACCGCCUCAAAAAGUUAAAGAAGCAAGCGCUGCGCCAGUACCAGGAAAACUGGAUUCGAGAACGUCGAGAUUGGAAGAUUCUGACUCGAGGGAAAGCGGCAGCACAGGACAAGUCGAAGACCGACUUCGUCCAGAGCCUCUGUCUGUUGAUUCCGGAACGAGGGCGCCUCGCUCAGUAA